This is a messenger RNA of Lactuca virosa, 2325 nucleotides long. Lineage: Eukaryota; Viridiplantae; Streptophyta; Magnoliopsida; Asterales; Asteraceae. The record is from the annotation of a GenBank genome assembly.
AUGAGUGUGGUUGGGUUUGACAUCGGGAAUGAAAACUGUGCUGUAGCAGUUGCAAAGCGUGGUGGGAUUGAUGUGUUGUUGAAUGAUGAAUCUAAACGUGAGACGCCUGCUGUGGUCUCAUUUGGUGAGAAGCAAAGGUUUUUGGGUUCUGCAGGGGCUGCAUUUGCUACUAAGUUUCCAAAAUCAACCAUUUCUCAGAUCAAGAGAUUGAUUGGAAAGCUAUAUAAUGAACCGAAUGUGCAAGCAGAUCUUAAGUUGCUACCUUUCCAGACCAGUGAAGGACCUCGUGGUGGUGUUUUGAUCCAUUUAGAGUACAUGAAAAAGACAUGGACUUUUAAGCCAGUGGAAAUUUUGGGGAUGUUGUUUGCACAUUUGAAGCAAUUGACAGAGAAGAAUCUUGAGUCACCUGUUGAAGACUGUGUGAUUGGGAUUCCAUCAUAUUUUACAGACUUGCAAAGGCGUGAGUAUAUUAAUGCUGCUCUUAUUGCCGGUUUAAGACCUUUGAAGUUAAUGCAUGAUUGUACUGCAAUUGCAUUAGGGUAUGGAAUGUACAAGACUGAUUUUUCUGAUGAAAAAACAACUAAUGUUAUAUUCGUAGACAUUGGGCAUUCUGACACUCAGGUAACGGUUGUUGCUUUUGAAGAAGGGAAAAUGACAAUAUUGUCCCAUUCGUUUGAUCCGAACCUGGGAGGUAGAGAUUUUGAUGAAGUGUUAUUUAGACAUUUUGCAACACAAUUCAAAGAACAACACGAUAUAGAUGUUUACUCAAAUGCUCGUGCUUCUAUGAGGCUUAGGGCGUCGUGUGAGAAGUUAAAGAAAAUUCUAAGUGCCAAUGCGGAAGCACCACUUAGUAUUGAUUUUCUAGUUGAUGAUAAAGAUGUGAAUGGAUUGAUAAAGAGGGAAGAGUUUGAGAACUUGUCAGUGGAGUUGCUAGAAAGAGUUAUGGAUGCUUGUUGUAAGGCCAUAAAGGACUCUGGUCUAGGUGCAGAUAAGAUAGAUACCAUUGAGCUUGUUGGUUCUGGGUCCCGCAUACCUUCUAUUACGAGAAAGAUAGCUUCAAUUUUUGAUAAAGAACCAAUGAGAACACUAAAUGGAAGUGAAUGUGUUGCUAGAGGAUGCGCUCUUGCUUGUGCAAUGCUUAGCCCAACUUGCCAAGUCAAAGAUUAUAAGGUUCAGGAUUCAUUUCCUUACUCAACAGGAGUUUGUUUUGAUGAUGGUAAAAGACGCCAUGAAUUUACAUUAUUUCCAAAAGGCAGUCCAUUUCCAAGUAAUAAAACAGUCACAUACCAAGGAAAUACUACAUCUCAUUGUCAUGUUUUCUAUCUCAACAAGACGGAUUUCCCUGCUGGAAUAUCACGUGAAGCUGGUUAUUUCAUGAUCGGUCCAUCUCAAGCUUCUGGUGCAGAAAAAGUGUUGGUCAAAGUUAAAGUGCAUCUUAACAUCCAUGGGAUUGUUGAAAUAGAAUCUGCAUCAUUUCAGUUUAUAGAACAUAAACACCCUUCAAGUAAAAAGUCUAUUCGGUACUCAUGGCAAUGGGGGAUAAAGGCCAGCCGUUUUUUGCCAAUUAAUGCUGCUUAUCGUAGAUUUUCUAGUUCUCGAUCGUCUACUGAACGUUAUGCUGAGGAAGCAAGAUGGGGUCGUGCCAGGAACCUUGAAGUUUCUGGAAAUUAUUGUGUCUGGACUACUCUAGAUGAGAUACGUGUAGCUCAAAAGAGAGCACAAAUGUUUGCAGAGCAUGCCAUAAAGGUGGAGAAAACUAAAGAAAAAAGAAACACCCUCGAGUCUUUUAUCUAUGACACUCGUAGCAAGCUUCUGAGUUCUUACCGGAGCGUGACUACAGAUUCAGAGGUGGAGAUUAUCUUUGAAACUCUGCAAAAAACUGAAGACUGGCUAUAUGAAGAGGGAGAUGAUGAAUCUGAAACAGUCUAUAUUAGAAGACUUAAAGAUCUCACAAAGUUAUUGGAUCCAAUUGAAAUUAGAUACAAGGAUGAGAUUGCUAGAAAAGAAGCAACAAAAGCUCUGCGAACAUGUAUUCAAGAAAAUCAUUUGGCUGCAAAUUCACUGCCUCCUAGUCACAAAAAAAAGGUUAACGAUGAAUGUAUUGAAGCUGAGGGGUGGUUGGAUCAUCUUUCUCGACUGCAGGAUUCAUUGGCCAAAAGUGCCACUCGUUUAUACUUUUUGAGUGCCAUUAGUGAAAUCACACAAGCUUUGAAGAGGAGGUGUGAAGCCAUAUUUAGUUCCAAACUUUCACUGUUCAAGUAUGAUCAAGAGCCUGUGGACUUAGAUCAAAAGCAGAAUCCCAGUGAGAUGCAAGUCGAAAAUUGA